AUGCUCCCAGCAACAGACUCUGUUUCACCCCAUCCUAAUCUUACAGUCAUGGAAUCGCCACCAUCAUCAAACCCACGAUCGGAACAGGAAACACAACCAGUUCCACACUUUGUGGAUCAACUUCCUGAAGAGAUCAUGGCCACUAUUACAUCAUUUUUACCCAUCGGAGCCAUGUCAUCGUGUCUAGCGGUGUGUACCAAAUGGAGAGCUGCAGUACUGAAACACUUACAUAUUUGUUUUCCCUUUAGUCAGGAUGGAAAAAACAAUGUGAUUCCCUUCGCUAACAAAGAAUUUCUACAUUUGGAAUCAUUUAGGGAAUUCAACAGUUUUUGGUUGCGUGUGAAUGAGAGUAUAUUUAUGGAUUUGGGCUGUAAAGGAAAACCCACAUUUAUCGGAGGAUCACUACAUAAUUUAUUGGAGAAAUUAAUAGAAUCUGUUGAUGAAAGUGAAAUGAAUGACCGUGAUGAGUUUGAAUUGUCAAGUAUUGCUGUAGCAGUCAUUGCAGGUGUGAGUGGCUCGUUAGAAUUUAUGACAUCACAGCAGAGAAAUCAAGUUUUGAGUGGGAACUUACCCCAAUCAAUGGCAAAUUCACCCAGUCCCCCAGGUCCUUUGCUUGGCAGUCCUAUUUCAACUGGAGCAAGCAUUACUUUCCCAAAUUUAACUAGUGGUGAAAGUGUUGAAACUGUGGACGAAGAAAAAUCCGCUAGUGCAUUGACUGAGGCGCCUCAUUCCUUCCAGCGCUCUUUUUUGAAGACUUUUGAAUCCUUUUUAUCAAAAUCAAAUUUAUGUCGGAUGUGUUUUCUUUAUUUGAUUGAUCUUGACAAGGAACAAAUGGUAACCAAACAGCCAGAAACUCAAAGAAAGGUUGUUAAAUUAAUGAAGGUUCUGAACAUGUUCAUUCACUAUUGCAUUAGAAUGGACCCUAAAGAUGAAGAAAACGAUGACAUGAUUGUAUUACAAUUUUCUCAAUUCUUAGAUUUGUAUUUAAUUCACGGAGGAGCUAACGAAUACAGUGAAAAUCCUCUCAAUACUGUAAAAUAUUUAAAAGGAAUUCAAAUCAAACAUAAUUUAUACAAAAAGUUGAUCACUCUGGAAGAACAAAAGAAAAAGAGACAAUUCAAAAUAAUUAAUCGAAUUUCUUCCUCAUCAUCCACAACACGUAGUGACAUAGCGCGUGAAACAAACAUAUAUACCAUUGGACUCAGCGAUUUGGCAAAACAAUUAACCAUUUUACAAUUUGAGCAUUACAAGAAUUUAAGACCUUUUGAAUUUAUUGGAUUCCCUUGGAGAAAGUGUGCAAACAAGUGUCCAUCUAUAGUCAUGAAUAACAAACAUUUUGAAAAUGUGGCCAAAUGGGUAGCGUCUGAAAUUGUAGUGCCAAAGGAUGUUCACGAUAGAGCCAAAGCGUUCAAGUUUUUUAUUGAUCUCUGUUUUGAAUUAUUCAACUAUCAAAAUUUUGAAACCAUAUUCGCCAUAUCUGCUGGCAUCAUGAGUGCUUCUGCUUUUAGGUUGAAGCUUACGAGACAAGAGGCUGGAGACGAAUAUGAAGAAAAACUUGAGCAUUUAAGAGAAAUUGUGAGUUUAAGAGCCAAUUUUAGAAUGCUAAGAAGUCUUCUAGAGUCUGUCAAAUCCGAAGCAUGCAUCCCUUAUCUUGGCCUGUUCUUAUCCGAUCUUAAAAAUUUGCAUGACACUUCCAAUCAACUCAGAAAGUACAUUGAAAAGGAGAAGGAACUUUCGGAAAAUGGUGUGACCUGUGUGAAUUGGUUCACUGUUCUUCGUGAAUAUCAAAUCAUUCACCAACUCAUGUUCUGGAAACAAAAAUGUGAAGAAAAAUAUCAAUCUCUCUUUGAAAAGGAUGAAACGAUUCAAAUUCGUAUUGAUCAAUACCUCAAACAAGCAUCAAGCUUUGAAGAGUUGUAUCAAAUAAGCUUGAAGCGAGAACCUCGACAGAAUAAUUAG
Molecule: messenger RNA, 1959 nt
Organism: Naegleria fowleri
Lineage: Eukaryota; Heterolobosea; Eutetramitea; Acrasida; Naegleriidae
Exons: 2
Coding region: 1-1959 (652 amino acids)
Biological process (GO): small GTPase-mediated signal transduction
Molecular function (GO): guanyl-nucleotide exchange factor activity; protein binding
Source: RefSeq, a predicted model, not a curated record